UGGCAGGUGUACAAUUGACCGGGGAGUGAGUGUUGAUUUUACGUGCUUUUGCUGUGAUUGUUCAUAGUUGCAUUGCCUAAAAUGAAUCACUCCGGGCCUGAGAAGCGCGAGCAGAAGUUCGUGCUCGACUGCAUCGCUGUCAGUUCGGUUGCGCUCGGGUAUGAACACAUGCGCCCCCGGCUCUGGUCGGUGCUCCCCGGGUACGACGCACGCAAUGACCCCCACGCUGCGCGCUACACGACCAUCCCGUCCGUGCAGAGGGUCCCGCAGAAGACCACCCCGUCGGUGCAGAGAGUCCCGCAGAAGACCACCCCGUCGGUGCAGAGGGUCCCACAGAAGACCGAGAACAAGGAACUGAAGAGCGCCGCGGCCCAAAAGUCCCUAGACCUGAGGAACACUUCCGGAGCAGGUCACUCCCGAGAGCAGGUGAGCAACCACAGUGGUCUCAUGUCGGACAUCAAGCCGCUGAUAGGCUACAACGGGCGGUUUGGGUUUCGGCGCAACACGCCCAACCUCCGGCGGAACCCGUCCAGCUUCGGAGAGGUGACCACGUUCCAACUCCAUUGAGUCCAGCGACAGAAAAGGCGUCAUCAUCAUUAUGACGUUCCAAUGAGCAACAAUA
Molecule: messenger RNA, 622 nt
Organism: Salvelinus namaycush (lake trout)
Lineage: Eukaryota; Metazoa; Chordata; Actinopteri; Salmoniformes; Salmonidae
Exons: 3
Coding region: 82-567 (161 amino acids)
Source: RefSeq, a predicted model, not a curated record